Messenger RNA from Syngnathoides biaculeatus (alligator pipefish), 2887 nucleotides. RefSeq names its product exosome component 10 (gene exosc10). Lineage: Eukaryota; Metazoa; Chordata; Actinopteri; Syngnathiformes; Syngnathidae. Gene Ontology annotation, biological process: nuclear polyadenylation-dependent snoRNA catabolic process; TRAMP-dependent tRNA surveillance pathway; histone mRNA catabolic process. Bases 49 to 2739 code for a protein of 896 amino acids. Gene Ontology annotation, cellular component: nuclear exosome (RNase complex); nucleolus. The transcript is spliced from 25 exons. The record is from RefSeq and is a predicted model, not a curated record. Gene Ontology annotation, molecular function: 3'-5'-RNA exonuclease activity; nucleotide binding; nucleic acid binding.
GCAGCGUAGAAGAAGACAACGCGGAAGUUGUCACCCAGUCAGUUUCACAUGUACGGUAAGUUGCUCUCGCCGAUGGACUCUUUAAAACAAAACGAGGCCCCAAACAGUGGCUCACAUGGCACUAACCUCGACUCCCAAGGCGUGGAGGACAAACAGUUUUGUCCCGGUUACAAAGACGUCGACGACUUCGUUAAAUAUGGAUUGGGUUCAGUGCUGUUGGCCACCAAAGCAUCGAGCGGCUUGCCACAAACUGGGGAUGAGUUUGAUUUCUAUCGCAGCUUCCCCGGUUUCCAGGAGUUCUGUGAAGUACAAGGGGAUCAGCUCUUGCUCUGCAUGAGUCAAAUCAUGCAACAUCACAACUGCCGAUCUCGCAUGAGAGACCGUGAUAAACUCACCGGGCUUGAGGAGAGGUUUGACUUGGUCGUGGAUUCCAACGAUGUGAUCUUGGAGAAAGUGGGGAUUCUUCUAGAUGAGGCUGAUGGUUUGAACAGGAGCCAGCAGCCUGUCAUGCCUGCAGGGUUUCAACCUCCCAAGAUUGUUGUUUCCAGCUGGAACCGCAAGGGUUCGGGCUCUGUCAGACGCUCCGAGACAUUCAAACUGCUUCAAGCCAAGAAUAUCCAAAGACCUCAGUUGAAAUUCAAAGAAAAAGUUGACAACAGCAACACACCGUUUAUUCCCAAGAUUUUUAUCAAGCCCAAUGCGCUGAAACCACUUCCUUCAUAUUUUACCACCAAACAAAUCCGUCAAGAGCGACCGGAAGAUCUAGAUGUCCCGGCGGCGUUGGCCGACUUUAUUCACCAGCAGCGAAUACAAGAACAUGUAGAAGAUAUGUUUUUGCACCCUUACCAAUUUGAAUUGGAUCGCCUAACAGUACCAGAUAGCCUUCUGUCGAAGACAGAGCCUAAGAUGUACAAACCAAUAGAAGAGACAAGCUGCUCCUUUAUUGAAACACUGGAGGAUCUGGUUGCUCUGAAUGAGAAGCUAAACGAUUUGUCCGAGUUUGCAGUGGACCUGGAGCACCAUUCAUACAGGAGCUUCCUGGGAGUCACCUGUCUAAUGCAGAUCUCCACCAGAGAACAAGACUUCAUCAUUGACACCUUGGAGCUCCGCAGUGAGAUGUAUAUCCUGAACGAGGCUUUCACUAACCCCUCUGCAGUCAAAGUUUUUCAUGGAGCGGACUCGGACAUCGAGUGGCUCCAGAGAGACUUCGGCUUGUAUGUGGUCAACUUGUUUGACACGCACCAGGCCAGCCGUGUGUUAAACCUAGCCAGACAUUCACUUGAGCAUCUGCUCAGGCACUACUGCGGUGUGGAUUCAGACAAACGCUAUCAGCUUGCUGACUGGAGGAUCCGGCCUCUGCCAGAUGAGAUGGCACUCUAUGCCCGCAGCGACACUCACUAUCUCCUUUACAUCUACGACCUCAUGAAGGCGCAGCUCUUAGACUUCAACCACGGCCAGCCUGGUCUGCUACAGUGUGUCUGGAACAGGAGCAAAGAAAUUUCCCUGAAGAAAUAUGGAAAGCCAAUAUUCACAGAGGAAUCUUAUCUGGAGGUGCAGAGGAAGCAGAAAAGGUCUUUUAACACACAGCAGCUCACUGCCUUCAGACUCCUCUUUGCCUGGAGGGACAAGCUGGCUCGGCAGGAAGAUGAAAGCACUGGGUAUGUCCUGCCUACCCACAUGAUGAUUAAGAUAUCUGAGGAGCUGCCCAAAGAGCCUCAAGGCAUCAUUGCCUGCUGUAACCCCGUACCCCCCCUGGUGAGGCAGAAGGUCAAUGAGCUACAUUUGUUAGUGCAGGAGGCUAGAGAAAUGCCUCUCCUCAAGGCUGAAAUCGCAAUGCAAAAAACAAAAGGACUCAUGCCCAUAAAGAAGACAGAGGUUACAUUGUUUGGUCCUCAUGAUACAUCCAGGGUCCCUGAGCGCCCCGAACUUCACCUUUCUGCUGAUGAACUUCUUAUUAAACAAGGAGGUCUUUUCUCUGAGGAUGACCAGAAGUCCGACACUGAUGUUCAGCAACUAAGUGGACUUGUGGCAUGUGCCAAAAUUGCACUAUUUGAGGAGCCACAAACAAAAGAAAUCCAAAAGUCAGUUUCUGUGGCUCAAAUGAAAGCCAGACGAAUCAGCGAAUCUUUUGAAAACCCUUUCAGGAUGUACUUGCCUUCGAGUGGCGUGCAUAUCAACGAGAAUGCAAAGUUUGACCCUUCUACAAAGAUAUUUGAGAUAAGUAAAAGAUGGAAACUCCUGACGAUGGAACAGCAGCAGAGAGAGCUGGAGUCAAAGAAAGACAAGCAGGAAGCAAAACGAGCAAAGAAGGCAGCGGAGGAAAGACACAAGGUGAAAGAAAGCUACAAGGAGUCCUUACAGAACGUGGCCACCAUUCGCCAGCAAGCUGCCGAAUGUGGAAAAGCGGAUGGAAAGAAACAUAAAAGGGUGCCCAGUGAGGCUGGGGCAUCAACUCCCAAGAUGAGUAAGAAACAGAAAAUUGCUGGGAAGAAUCUUGAGACCGAAACUCCCCAAGAGAGUUUCAAGCCAUUUGACUACAGUCAGUCAGAUCUCAAAGUGUUUUCUGACACUAAAUCAAAGGACAAUUCACAGUUUGAUCCAAACAGGCAGUCUCAAGGCCCUAAGAAAAAGAAAAUGGCAGGCAGUAAAAAGAAUAAUUCUGUGGCUGGAAAUAAAAGUAUGUCAUACUUGGCCGGAAGCUCAAACAGAGGGCUUCGGCACAACUGGCCCAAAAGAUAAAUUUCUUUUCACAUCCCAGGCAUUUUACCUUUUUUUUUUUUUUUUUAAAUUUCAGUCAUCUGUGUUUUUUUUUUUUCCAUGUGAAAAAGUUUUCCCUCUAUAUAUGCAGAACCACAUUGCACUAUUAAAAAUAGUGUUGAAAAAUUGA